AUGGAGGCGCAGGGCUGCCUCUCCUUCUGCCCGACAGCACGCCCGCCACCUCCCGCAGGCAAAGCCCCCCCAGCUCCAGGCCUGCAGCGGCGCAUCUUCCAGGGCAACCAGAAGCUACCGACCCCCCCUCAGCAUCACCCGCUUCCCCCGCAGCAGCAGCGGCUCAGCCCCAGGCCGGGCCGCUACCCGGACACUUACCCUCCAGACCAGGAGAAAGCGGCCCACAAAUACUUGGAGUCCCCCAGCCCGAGCCACCACGCGCUGUCUGUCAACGGGAAGGCUUUCUACCAGGCCGUGGCCGAAGCCAGAGAGAAAAGUGCCAAAGGGCAGGAGUACCAUCCUGUGCCCACAGACUGCAGAGCCCCGCUGGAAGAAGCCCCUGAUCUCAGCUGCUCCCCGUCUGCAUCUCUGGGCAGCUUGAGGGAGCACAUCUCCCCCGAGCUCACUGACACCAUGGAGCUAUCCAAGAACAAGAACAAGAAGAGGAGGAACAGGACGACCUUCAGCACCUUCCAACUGGAAGAGCUGGAGAAGGUCUUCCAGAAAACCCAUUACCCUGAUGUGUAUGCCAGAGAGCAGCUGGCACUAAGGACGGACCUAACAGAAGCCAGGGUUCAGGUUUGGUUCCAGAACCGGAGAGCAAAGUGGCGGAAACGGGAACGUUAUGGGAAAAUCCAGGAGGCAAGAAAUCCCUUUGCAGCCACCUACGACAUCUCUGUCCUGCCCAGGGCUGAAAACUACCCUCAGCUGCAGAAUAACCUGUGGCCGAGCACAGGAUCAGGGAGCCCUGCAGGCCCCUGCCUCAUGCCCCCCGAGAGCAUCCCUUCCCCCUGUGUGUCUCCAUACCCACAUUCCCAUGGGAACAUUGCCGGAUUCAUGGGCAUCCCUGGUUCUCCCAACCACCACCCUGGGAUCAACAACCUGUACUCCAUCCACGGCUUCCCCCCUUCCCUCAGCAGCCACAGCUUUGAGCCCCCGCCGGACAACGACUACAAGUCCCCGGGCCUGGUCACGCUGAGAAUGAAAUCCAAAGAGCCAGCCAGCCUGCUUAACUGGACCACGUGAUCACCCUGGAAGGAGCUGGGCUGAGGACACAACCCACCCAGCAAGUGGUUGGCAGCUCUUUGAAGCCAACUUUUCACAAGGGGUAGAGAGAGCUACCAGCCUGUGCUUUUCCUUUCCCUUCAGCCUCCCUGCACUCCACACCCAGCUGCUGGCACCUCAGACAGGAUCCCAGGGCUGAUGAGAACUGAGGAGCACAGCGGCCAUCUUCCUCCUUGUC
Trachemys scripta elegans is the source of this 1282-nucleotide messenger RNA. It is a transcript of the gene ALX3, whose product is annotated as ALX homeobox 3. The transcript is spliced from 4 exons. The record is from RefSeq and is a predicted model, not a curated record. Gene Ontology annotation, biological process: regulation of transcription by RNA polymerase II. Gene Ontology annotation, molecular function: DNA-binding transcription factor activity, RNA polymerase II-specific; RNA polymerase II transcription regulatory region sequence-specific DNA binding. NCBI's taxonomy places the organism in Eukaryota, Metazoa, Chordata, Testudines, Emydidae. The coding region runs from base 1 to 1065 and encodes 354 amino acids.